Molecule: messenger RNA, 2138 nt
Organism: Asterias rubens (European starfish)
Lineage: Eukaryota; Metazoa; Echinodermata; Asteroidea; Forcipulatida; Asteriidae
Product: CUE domain-containing protein 1-like
Exons: 10
Coding region: 613-2025 (470 amino acids)
Molecular function (GO): ubiquitin binding
Source: RefSeq, a predicted model, not a curated record
AAGGCGCAUGUUUUACGUGCAACACAACUUUAUUUAUUUAAAUGUUGAACUCGAAACACAGCAUGACGGAUUUGUGUCACAGCUCAUGCGCGGUGUGUGUACGGAUUUUAUAAUUGCUCGCUAGUAAACACUACUGUCAUUUCCAAGAAUCGGGGAAUUUAAUACGGAUGUACGGAUACCAUUUCAUCAUGGUGAAGAGCUGCAGACAGUAAAGUGAGCGUGGAUUUGCUAUAGAAUAAUAAUUUAGUUCGACUUGGCACUGCGCUGGCCUCUUUCUUUCUUCAGAUCAGACUUCAAAAAAGUUAUCCCAUCUGGUUUAAGCACCUGAUCCCAUCUGAGAAGUUGAUUCCAAUCGCCACUGCCGGGAAUAACAUCUGUGACGGGAUUAGCCAUGAAACGGACAAUUGGCGAUGAUUGAUAUCGUCUCUACUUUGGAGAGAAUCUCAACCCAAAUUUUUUUCUAGAAAAUUCCAGUUCAAGAAUUCCUGCAUUUUUGUACUUCUUGUACUCAAAUAAUUUUUUAAAGGCUGUUAAUAAGUUCGAAGAAAGAGGUAGUAUUACCACAUUUUUUUUAAGACACUUAAUACGUGCAAAGAUAGAGAUAGUAUUACCAUGGCAACAGCACCGGAUAUGCAUCAUCCUCCCUCAGGGAAGAGCAAAAAGAGCAAGAAGAACCGCUGUCAGAGCGGACCACCUACUGCUUUGAUGCCUAAUAACACAGCCAUGAGCGGGGCUGUGGGCGGGGCUCCUGGACAGGCAGCAACACGCCAGCUGGAAUUCCAUCAGGCUAUGGCAGAUUUUAAGACCAUGUUUCCAACCAUGGACAAGGAUGUGAUAGAAACAGUACUUCGAGCAAACAAUGGUGCAGUUGAUGUUACUAUAGAUCAACUACUAACCUUGGCUGCUGAUAUGCCUCAACAGACAACCGAGCCUCCUCAGCAUCCUCAACUCCCUCAAUACGGAGAUCCGAUGAAUAUGGGUUUUAGUAGCCCCCCGCCAGGCACCACACCCAUGACUCCAGAUAGAGGAGGACUUCCAGCCAUGGUGGACAAGCCACCUCCUUACUCCCCUCCAUCACCCAACAGUCCAUUCUCACAGGAAAUGCGCAAAAGGCAACUUCCCGCAACUCCGAUGCAAAGCGGGCCACCUCAGUCAUCACUAACUCAGUUCACUCCGACCCCCUCAGGGAUGGCCCAAAUGCCACCCCCAUCCUCUCUGUUUCCCAGUCGACCUGGUGCUGGGACCCCUCCUGCCGCUGCCGCGGUACCAAGACACUCCAGAUGGAACCCUCCGCUACUUGGGAACCUUCCGUCGGACUUUCUUAGAGUGGUGCCAGCCAAGACAACUCAGGGCGCUUCAGUUCCACAUCAGCAGCAGAGUACAAUGGUAUCUGCCGAUCUCCGGCAGCGAAUGGAGAAGAAUGUAAGACAACGUAAGAGCAUUGAUAUCAACGAUGUAGAGAUGCAGCAGAUGCUUGAAGACGAGAGAUUCGCUCUGACUCUACAGAACGAGGAGUUUCUAACGGAGCUCCAGAGAAACCCGGAAUUCAUCGCCGCUCUCGACAACGAUUAUUCACAGUCUGUGACGGCCGCCGCUGUCCCGCACCAAUUUCCUGAAUCAUCUAGAGGGAGUAUCCAGGCCAGCCAAGCCAGACCAGGUGCCUUGCCCCAGGCAGGGGCAGCUGGGGGCAUCUCAGCUGAUGAUGUUGAGUUUAGGAAUAAACUCUCUCACAUGGGAAAGACCACAAGGUACAAGUUCACUCAAAUGGCAAAGAAGUUCAACAAGAAGAAGAAGAGCUCAAAACCUCAACUUGAUGGGUUACCGGCUGCAUCAACAAUGAAUCUCCUUGAUGACUAUGAUGCGAAUGGGGACAGUGCACUGCUGGGUACCAGGCAAGAAGUCCAGGAGAAUUUCUACAGCGAUUCAAAGAAGCAAAAGUCCCCAAAGAAGAAAGUCCGAGACUUUGAGGAGCCGAUAAUCUUCUACCAAGAAGACAACGAGUUUGCUCUGCAUGAAGAGAGCUAAUGUUAGAUUGCUAUUGAGCCAAUUAAUGCAUCUAUGUGCUGGCAUGCUGUGUAUGUAUAAAUGUGUGCUGUAGUAUUAGACAUGUGUAAACAUGUAGAGUAGUGUCUAUAGUU